Molecule: messenger RNA, 3639 nt
Organism: Metarhizium brunneum ARSEF 3297
Lineage: Eukaryota; Fungi; Ascomycota; Sordariomycetes; Hypocreales; Clavicipitaceae
Source: RefSeq, a predicted model, not a curated record
AUGACCUUUGGCUAUAGGAAUCGUCUCACUGAGAAUGACCUCUGGGAGCUAGCCGAGAGUGAGAAUACAAGGGCUGCAGCCAAAACAUUCCAAGACUCAUGGAGUGUCGAGCUGGUCGGCAAAAGAGCCCCGUCGAUAUGGAAGACUCUCUUCCACGGUUUUGGACGAGCCUAUGUGCAGGCAAUACUCUUCAAGGUGUGGGCUGACAUAUUUUCACUCAUGCAGCCACAGUUAUUGCACUUCUUGAUAUCAUUUGUCCAGUCUCGAGGCAAUCUGACGAAUGGAGUGACCCUUGCGCUGGCCAUGUUUCUGGUCUCUGUCGUCCAGAGCCUCUGUCUCCAUCAGUGCUUCCAGCGACUUUCUUACACCGGGGUCAAAGUGAAAGCGGCGCUUAUUUCCACAAUCUAUGUGAAAUCGCUCAGGUUGUCGAAUGGUGCGCGUGCUUCCAAGUCCACAGGUGGCAUUGUCAAUCUGAUGGCUCAUGCUGGCCGGUCUUCCUUGGUACUCGUCAUGAUUCCUAUUAACAAGACCACUACCGUGGCCAUCAAGGCUCUUCAGAAGCAGCAGAUGAAAAACAAGGACGCGAGAUCCAAGAUUAUCACAGAAGUAGUCCAGAUGAUGAAGAGCAUCAAGCUUCUUGCGUGGGGUCCAGCCUUUAUGGACAAGAUCAGUCACAUUCGUAAUGACAAGGAGCUCGCAACACUUUGCAGGGUGGGCAAACUUCAAGCACUAUCUGGCUUCAUCGGUGCGGCAGCCCCAUUCAUCCUUGCAUGUGCAGCGUUCUCAGCAUACGUCUUAGUCCAGGCCAGCCCGCUGACAACGGAUGUUGUGUUCCCUGCCUUUGCAUUAUUCCAUUUGUUGACGCCCCCCCUGGCUAUCCUUCCCACGGCGAUUUCUUCCGUUACGGAGGCAAGUGUUGCAGUAACUCGGCUAAGCGCCUUUAUUACCGCUGAUGAGGUCCAAGAGAACGCUGCUGUUCACAACGGCACGGACACACAACAGACCAACCCGGCUAUUGAAGAAGUCAACUUCACGGCUCGUGCGGGUGAGCUCUGCUGCGUUGUUGGCCGCAUUGGGAGUGGCAAGUCUGCGUUGAUCCACGCCAUUCUCGGCAGCCUUCACAAAGUAAAAGGUACAGUGGCGGUUCAUGGUUCGGUAGCAUAUAUGACACAAGACACAUGGCUACUGAAUGCCACGAUACGAGACGACAUAACGUUUGGCCAUGAAUGGGACGCUGGGUUCUACGAGAACACUGUGAAGGCGUGUGAAUUAGUCAGCGACUUUGUCCAAUUCCCAAACGGGGACCUGACUGAGGUUGGAGAUCGAGCGGCAGUGGACCAGCACGUCGCCAGACAUCUGGUCGACAAUGUAAUUGGACGCCAUGACCUCCUUCAAGGAAGAACAAGAAUUGUCGUCACGAACUCUGAGGCUGCCCUGGCCGAGUCAGACGCAGUUGUCUUGCUUCAGUCUGGCAGAAUCGCGGAAAGGGGUACCGGCACACAAACCAUGGAGGCGAUGAGAGAUUUCAACGAUGUUGAAGGAAAGUUUGGUACCCUACAUGAUGAAGAUAAAGUCAAUAUGUCUGCCGAUGUGUCAAGCACCGGAAAGCUACAGGUUAUAAGCAAUAUUCAGGGACUGACAACAAUGCGCCAAGUGGCUUCCCAAGAGGCAGAUCCGAGUACAGCUCACCGCGCAGACGAUGAACGUCGCCGAGGUCUUCCAAGAAGACGCAUUGACGUGGAAUCCGAGCCAAUCAUACGCACAGAACGCUCAAAACAAGGCCUUGUGGGAUGGAAGGUGUAUGGUGAUUACGCAAAGUCGAAUGGUCUUGUCUUUGUCUGUCUAUAUGUUGUUGCUCUCAUCGGCUCCCAAGCAGCUGAAAUAGCUGAGUAUCGAGGAUAUUCGGUCAAGUGCCGCUAUUGCUGGAUCGUUUUGCUCCAUAAACCUGAUAUUCGUCGUGACGCGCUAAGUUCUGUCGCUGAUAACCAAACAUGGAGUAAUAUCUGGCUCAAACACUGGAGCGAGACGAACAACGAUAUCGGGGAGAAUCCGCAAGUCGCAAAGUUCAUUGGUGUAUAUGUUGCAUUUGGACGUGGUUCAGCUGUCCUUGUUUUUGUACAGAGUAUGAUACUUUGGUUGGCCUGCUCCAUCAAGGCCUCACGCACCCUCCAUGAGCGGAUGGUGUUUGCAGUUUUUAGAUCUCCCAUGAGCUUCUUUGAGCAGACCCCAGCCGGUCAAAUCCUGAGUCGAUUCACUAGGACUGACAUAUAUCGUAUCGACGAGUCCCUUGCCAGACAGUUCAACGCGUUGUUUGUUAGUGCUGCGAGAGGUUUCUUUAUUCUUGGCGUAAUUGCCUUGGGAAGCCCACUCUUUGUGGUGUUCAUCAUCCCACUCGUGCUUUUAUAUACAUACAUGCAGCGAUAUUACUUGGGAGCCAAGCGAGAACUCAAGCGCUUAGAUAGCACGAGCCGCAGUCCCGUUUUUGCCCACUUUCAAGAGACCCUUGGGGGUGUUGCAACUAUUUGUGCCUACGGAGCACAGGAACGAUUUAUCCGAGAAAAUGAACGUCGAGUCGACGCAAACAUGAAUGCCUAUAUUCCGUCGAUAAAAGCAAAUCGGUGGUUGGGGUUUCGACUAGAAUUUGUUGGGUCUGUCGUAAUUCUACUAGCAGCCGGGUUCGCCGUUGCAGGCGUUGCCUUCAGAUCUGGUCAGUCAGAAGGCAUGGCCGGCUUGACGAUAUCAUACGCUCUACAAAUCACACAGUGCCUCGGCUCGCUAGUCCGAGCCACCGGGGAGGUUGAGACGAACAUAGUAUCUGUAGAGCGUGUCCUCGAAUUCCCUGGCUUACCCAGCGAGGCUCCGGAUGUUCUUGAGAGCCACCGGCCGCCAGGUAGCUGGCCAGCCCAGGGGGCCGUGAAGUUUGUCAAUUAUAGCACUCGCUAUAGACCAGAAUUGGACCCGGUCCUCCGAAACAUCAACCUUGACAAAAGAGCCAAGGAAAAGAUUGGCAUUGUCGGCCGCACUGGGGCUGGCAAAAGCUCGCUAGUACUGUCGCUCUUUCGAAUCGUCGAACCGGCCUUGGGGAGCGUCCACAUUGAUGACCUCAAUGCAUCGAGUGUAGGACUCUUGGGCCUUCGGCGGCGAGUGUCGAUCAUUCCUCAGGACUCUGCUCUGUUUGAAGGAACAAUUCGGGACGAUCUGGACCCAGACAAGGCCCAUGACGAUACUGAGCUUUGGGUCGCUCUUGAACUUGCUCAACUGAAGGGGCACGUUGCCGGAAUGUGUGGUGACCUAGACGCGAAAGUAUACGAAGGGGGUUCAAAUCUUAGUCAAAGCCAGAAGCAGCUGAUAUCAUUAGCCCGCGCACUGCUGAAGCCCUCGACUAUCCUAGUGCUAGACGAAGCAACCGCCGCGGUGGACGUUGGGACGGAUAUGAUUAUCCAGAAGACUCUUCGGGACAAUGAAUCUGGCCAUCGCACCAUCAUUACAGUUGCGCACCGCAUUCAUACUGUCAUCGACUCUGACCGCGUGGUGGUGCUUGAUGACGGCGAGAUUAUUGAAGCUGAUACGCCGGCUGCUUUGAUAGAGCAAAAGGGGGCCUUUUACCAGCUUGGUAGAGAGGCAGGUCUAGCAGAGUAG